AUGGCGCUGCUUCAUGAGCGCGCUCCGUCCCCGUCUCUGUCCGCCUUCAACUCGCCGCUGUCAGACCCACCGUCCUUUCGCCGCCUGGACGCAGAGACGCCAUGUACCCCCGAGAUGGACCUCACCCCCACGCAGUGUGUCCUCCGCAACGUCCUGUCCAUCAACACCGUGGACCCAGGGGCCAGUGAGGGCCCCAGAGAAGGACACACUGAUGGCCCCAGUGAGGGCCCCAGAGAGGGCCCCAGAGAGGGCCAUCCCUGUGAGGAGCCACACGAGCACUUUGCCAACAGUGUCCUGAAGCUGCAGGACUGUGAUGGGAGCCCCUGCAGGACGGGGGGCCCCUGCAGGACGGGGGAGGGACAGGACGUGAUGGUGCGAAACCCGGGGGACGCCCGGCUGCAGUGUCAGUCCUCUGGAGGAGGGGGCUUCCUGGAGGGACUGUUUGGGUGUUUGAGACCCGUCUGGACCAUGAUCGGAAAAGCCUACUCCACAGAACACAAGCACGAUCUGGACGAAGCCUGGGAGGUGCCCUUUGAGGAGAUCUCGGACCUGCAGUGGGUGGGCAGCGGGGCACAGGGGGCAGUGUUUCUCGGGAAACUGCACGGACAGGAAGUGGCCGUGAAGAAAGUGAGGACCAUCAAAGAGACGGACAUCAAACACCUGCGGAAACUGAAGCACCCGAACAUCAUCACCUUCAAGGGCAUCUGCACCCAGGCGCCCUGCUACUGCAUCAUCAUGGAGUACUGCGCCCAAGGCCAGCUGUACGAGGUGCUGCGCGCAGGACGCAAGAUCCACCCGUCUCUGCUGAUGGACUGGGCCAUGGGGACGGCCGGCGGGAUGAACUACCUGCACCUGCACAAGAUCAUCCACCGAGACCUCAAGUCCCCCAACAUGCUGAUCACCUACGACGACUCGGUGAAGAUCUCCGACUUUGGAACGUCCAAAGAACUCAGUGACAAAAGCACCAAGAUGUCGUUCGCUGGGACCGUGGCGUGGAUGGCGCCGGAGGUCAUCCGCAACGAGCCGGUCUCUGAGAAGGUGGACAUCUGGUCCUUCGGUGUGGUCAUGUGGGAGAUGCUGACUGGAGAGGUCCCGUAUAAAGACGUAGACUCCUCCGCCAUCAUUUGGGGCGUGGGCAACAACAGUCUGCAGCUGCCGGUCCCAGACACCUGUCCAGACAGUUUCAAACUCCUGCUGCGACAGUGCUGGAGCUGUAAGCCGAGGAACCGCCCGUCGUUCCGUCAGAUCCUGCUCCAUCUGGACAUCGCCUCCGCAGACAUUUUGUCCACUCCACAGGAAACAUACUUCCAGACACAGGUCCAGUGGAGGGACGAGGUCCGACACCAUUUUGAGCAGAUCAAGUCUGAAGGAACCUGUCUGCACCGACUGGACGAGGAACUCAUCAAGCGCCGCAGGGAAGAACUGAGACACGCCCUGGACAUCAGAGAACACUACGAGAGGAAACUGGAACGAGCCAAUAACCUUUACAUGGAACUGAACGCCAUCAUGCUCCAGCUGGAGGUCAAAGAGAAGGAGCUGCACAAGAGAGAGCAGUCUCUGGAUAAGAAAAACCCCGGACUCUUCAAACAUCAGCGACUCUCCACUUCCUCAAACUCCAUCGACAAACUCCUGAAGAAACGAAACGUCCCCCAGAAGCUGAACAGCAAGAGACCGGACUUACUGAAGUCCGAGGUGAUCCUCCCGAAGCUGGACUCGUCUCUGACGCAGGUCUCGAUCCCGAACAAAGGCCCCACGUCUCCGGGCCGCUCUCGCCGAGGGAAGCCUCGCUACAGGAAGGCGGGGAAAGGCAGCGGCGAGCUGGCUCAGCUCAAGGCCUCACUCUCCUCCUCGUUGGCCGUGGUCAACAGCACCUGCUCCAGCACCAAGCACCUGUUGGACCGAAGUGCUGCGCUCAAGGGUCUUCAACACGACCUUCUGCUCAAGAAGAUGUCCUCCUCCAGCCCAGACCUCAUCUCCACCACUCUGCAGGCCGACCAGCUGAAGGCGGGCCAGAGGUCUUCAGGUCUGGACAGUGGUCCUGAGGGUCCUGGGGGUCCUGGGGGUCCUGGGGGGCCUCGGGGGCCUCCUCGGGGGGUCGCAGUCGGAGUGAGGACGGAUGAUUUAGUCCAAACUCCUCACAGCGAGACCCUCAGUGAAGACGCAGGCUCCAUCCCCUUCUCCAGCAGUCCAGACUCUCCGUGUGGGCGGGGCGCGGCCGGCAGGACCUCUGUGCUGGGCAGUACUCGAGUACAUGAGUACUCUGUGCUGGGCAGUACUCGAGUACAUGAGUACUCUGUGCUGGGCAGUACUCGAGUACAUGAGUACUCUGUGCUGGGCAGUACUCGAGUACAUGACGGAGACGACAAAGAAGAAGGAGCUGUGACCACUCGCUCUCCCAGGAGUCAGAGGCUCACGCCUGCAGCACGACUCUACAGGGCAGCUGUGACCCGCAGCCAGAGACGAGGCUUGUCGUCCGAGGAGGAGGAGGGAGAAGUGGACAGUGAGGUAGAGUUGCCACGGAGACGGCGCACCAUGAGCAUGACCAAGUGUCAGUCCGUGUCCACGUUCAGUUCUGAAAACCUGUCGGUGUCUGACGGAGAAGAAGGAAACACCACAGACCACUCCCACAGCGGGACGCCCGACGUGGUCAGCACCAACACUGACGACCUCCUGUCUCAGGGCUCCGAGAUCCCAGCGGACCCCUGUGACCCCACCCUGGGCUCCGACCCCACCCUGGGCUCUGACGGUCUCUCAGAGAAGGAGGCGGUGCUUAGGCAGGUCAAGAGUCAGCUGGCUUCAAACGACCACCAUUACGAGGGCCUUUACGAUGACUCAGACUGUGACAGCACGGAGCUGGACCAGGACAGACCCUGA
Molecule: messenger RNA, 2874 nt
Organism: Knipowitschia caucasica
Lineage: Eukaryota; Metazoa; Chordata; Actinopteri; Gobiiformes; Gobiidae
Source: the annotation of a GenBank genome assembly